AUGAGUAGAAAGGGUAUCGCAAGGCGAAAGCUCUCCUACUCCAAAUCAGGUUAGCUUUGCUUUUUCAAUUUUGCCUUGUGCAUCUGAUGCCUAUUUGAACUGGUUAACGGCCGAAUUACGACUGCAUAACGCACAUUCACCAAAAAAUUGCCGUCUGGUUUCAAAGAAACGUCGUUGUAAACUCACUGUAACUGAUAACUGCACUAAGGGUGCGCACCUCACGUGGUAAGUUUUGGUCUUGGUGCUCAAAUUCGACUAAGUAGCGCCAUGAAGCGAAAGUACAUCUGAAGCGAACUCAGUCAUUCAUUUGGAUGGGAGUUGACAUAGAUCAGUGUUAACAUUGUGAUACUUUGUCUGGGAAUAAAUCAUGAUGCUUGUUGCUUAAGCCAGAAAUUUUCGGAUAAAUAUUUUACCAUUUUGAACUUCUAUGACAAACAGCCACCAAUCAAGUACACUUGCCUUUAUCCAACUAAGUAAUCUGCAGAACAGAGCUUCUAAAAAGAUUGUUUUAGAUGUCAGUGAACUUCGGCCAAAACCUCCCAAAGUAUAUUUGAGUAUGCCAAAGCAAAAUGCAAGCGACAAUCAAACACCACCUCACUGGUAUGGGGGUUAAGACAUUGAUCUUCCCUAGAAGACUGAACAACGUAGUAGCAUUACUGAUACUAAAAUCUCUGCCAAAAUUACUACUUCUAUGCUAGAAUUCACACUCUGGAGAGCUCUCUUUUCUUGAGUGAAAUAUUGCCCUUCCGUUUGCUCUCAUUUAUUUUUUGCCGUUACCUUUAAUCUCAUUCUAUUUGAUUUAAAGAUGAAUGGAUAUCCACUGCCAUCCCUCCAGAUGAAUUCAAUCUGAAGGCUACGCUGAAAAGCGGGCAGGCGUUCAGGUACUUUUUAUGCUGACCAAUAGAUCUCUUAACUGACAGUAUAGCUACACUAGUCGGCUGGGAGCCUGGUGCAUAUCGUCCGCUUGCUGUGACCCCUCUCCCUCAUUGUUCGGCGUUGUAGAGGACAAGAGUCCAAUUGUGCGACUGGCCUCGGAACGUAAUCAUAAGACCACGAGAAAGGAGUCUAUGCUAGUCCGUCCAGGAUGGAAACCAAGUAUGGCGUCGGCAAAUGGCUCAAAACCACUUGUAUUAAGUCCACGACCCAGGAUUUCUUCACGGAAACUGAGGCUUAUUUAUUCUACUUGUUAUUAGUACUAUUAAAGACCUUUGUCGCUCAGCUCGCCAUCACUUCUACUGGUUGCUUUUAUGCUGCUAGAAAUGUUGAGCGAAUCACCCACGUUUCGUUACUACAUUUAAGUCGGGGUCUUAGGACAAACGCAUGAACAGAUGGCCGAAUAAUACUAGUACCUCUUUAAAAUAAAAAGGCACAACGUUACGCAUACUUUGUCUUCCUAUAACUGUUAAACAUCAUUCACGCAGACGCCGCAGUCGUAAAGUUAAGCAACACUGUUAAAAUACACAGUGUCGGUAGUCUUACCAGUUUCAUAACUCAUCACUUUCCUCGUCAGUCAUGAGUUUUAUGCGUCUUCUCUCUAGAUGGGUCGAGGUUGGUUCCACCGCUGAGUUCGUCGGAGUCAUUGGUGAACGUGUUUGGCGCAUCAGACAGUCGAAUGACAACGAACCCGUCUCCUUCCACAAGUCUAGCCUCAGCGAAGCCGAGUUAUCUGCCGUCGGUCAAAUCCCGGAGCCUCUGGUCAGCUACUUCCGUCUCGACAUGCAGUUAGGUCCUCUUAUUCAACACUGGCUCUCCAGGGACCCCACCCUCAGACAAGCCCUUAUCACUUUGCCGUUCGAUUGCUCUAACCGGUUCCGUGGUAUCCGACUUCUGCGUCAGGAUCCCGUGGAGACUAUUAUGGCCUUUAUCACUUCCGCAAACAACAAUGUACCGCGAAUUACGAAGCUACUACUCGCAUUGAGUCGACGUUACGGUAAAGCGCUUGCCCAAGGAAUCGACUGCGAUUCCGCAAUCUACUCCUUUCCCACCUUGGAAGCUCUGGCAAACCCAAGCACUAGGGAUGAACUACGAACACUCGGCUUUGGUUACCGCGCAAAUUUUAUCCCGUAAGUAGCCCUUAACAUAGCUUGUGGUCAUCGAAGGACGCCUUCAGUCGUAUCACCCGUAUUCGCUUCUUCGAAGGGCUGCAGCACAGCAGAUACUUGCAGAGGGUGGUGUGAAACGCCUGCUCGAGCUCCGCAAUGCUUCAUAUGAAGAGACGAAAACCUUUUUACGAAAACUCCCCGGCAUUGGAAACAAGGUGCGCUGCCUCCUUAUUAAAAUCGCACUUUCACCACAAGACGGGACGAAUUGCCUUGUGAUCCAAUGCAUCAAACCUUUUUAUGAUAAUCAGUUGAUCACUGUGCUGCCAGGGGAAUACCUACUCGAAAGUUUCGCACAUAAGCCCUACGCGUCAACCCUGCCUCUUGUAGAAAUGUGUUCAUACCGUCUCUCAUGACGCUACGUUCGCGUCAGUAGACUGCCAGAGCGGCCUGCUAUCGGUUAAUCCUCGUUCAUUAGCCUUUGGCAAUUUUAUUCAGUUAUCGUUACUUGCAGGCGUACGGAUGCCCUAACUCGGUUAAGCUCUCGUAGUUCUGUGGAAUUUCCUUACACGAUACUCGUUCUGGAGUAGUUGCUAGUCGAAUUUAGGUACGCGGGCCUGAUGUAAGUGCUCUUGAAGCUAGAAAGCGCUUUUUUCUGGGAUAAACCUUCUAGACUGUUGAAUAACUGAUAAACGUAAGUAUUAAAUCAACAUUAAGAACACUAACCACCCGCAUAUCGAGUGUCGUAAAUUAAGUCUGAUAUCACUGUUUGCAUUCCGAAGUCUUGACAUAUACGAAUGUGCAUAAUGACGAAAAUCAAAAAAAAAUAAUAGAACUUGAGAGGAUGUCCUAGCCAGUACAUGCGUGGACAAGAGAUUUGAUUAAGUUGAGGCUGCCUGGUUUUCUGUUCGCACAGGUGGCCGAUUGUAUCUGCCUAUCGUGUAUGGACAAGGUGGAUGUGGUGCCCGUUGACGUACACAUCGCCCGAGCGGCAAUGCUUCGUGGCAUAGAAGUGCCCAAAUCUCGGUCCUUAACUGAAAGGGCCUAUAAAUGCAUUUCUGAGGGGUUGUCCCAUCUUUGGUCACCCUACGCCGGCUGGGCACAAGUGGUAAGCAAUCUGUCCCAAUAUGUAAUACAUUAUACUAUAUAAUUCGAUAUAUGUCGUACCGACUCCGUACAUUAAGGACGUCUCGGAGGCCGUCAGUCGCCUUCUCGCACCACUCGGUGUUAGGCUCGCACACAGACCGGAGGCAGCCAUUGGGCGUCAGGUAUUAAGACCAAAAGUCCUAAUACCACGACAAAAACAUCGGGAGUCGUUUAUCGAAUCUGGUACAGUUGCGGGCAAAGCAAUUAUGUCGGGAAAACUGGAAGAAUGCUCCAGAUGCGAAUCGCCGAACACGCGGCAGCAGUGCGGAGAAAUGAUGCCUACUCUGGAGUCGCGGCCUAUUCGACGUGACCCGGCCACACAUUAAAGUUUAGUGAGGACAAAAUUUUGGCGAGAGGUGAUAAUCGCGUAAGGCGCGAGUUGCUCGAAUCAUUGUUUAGGGGACCUCCGCCUAUUAACAAGUGCAGUAAUAUCCCCACUCCAUAUUCGGUACUGAGACUUGAUCUGGCCAAAGUAAUUAGCCACUCAGAGAGAACACAGGCCGCUGAACCAGGUGGCCGACCGAUCAUCACUCCAAAAUUCAACACAAAUGAUAAAAUUUCUGCAAUUAACAACUUGCAUGUCGGCCAUCGAGAAAUUAGCGCACCAGGGGACAGCCAUUCUCGAUGAAGGGGACAGCCGUUAAUUAUCACAGGUAUGCAGUAGCAUAGUGACUGCGUCCUUGGAAUACUACUACUUCCUGUGUAUGAAUUACCUGUGUCUGACACUGUCUCUGAUGAUGGGUUCGAGUGUGAAUCCUAAACGUCAGACGAACAAAGCCCUUGUUCCAUUGGUUGCAUCUACUUCUUACCAACUUCUUCCUGGAACUCGCAUUUUCGCUUGCAUCGGCGUGACGUUCCAUUGUUAAACAGAAAAUAAAUUUUACCAUUUGUUGGACAUUCUGAAAACGGUACAAGUUGCUCCGCUGGUGCCCUCUAUUAUCAGAGUAGAGUGCUUACGAAAUUGCUUUACUCGGGCGAGCUCACCGAAAAAGGAGAAAUUGAGUCCUAGGCCUUUUCACUAAUUUGCCUAUUUUCUUCAGAUCGCCUUCUCGCUCCAUCUACAUGGCGUUGGUGGAACAAACUCCAGGUGAUUUACACAUUUUUCUAUUUUAACUACCUUUUUCCCUUUCAUUACCCAUUUGUAGGCAAUCUCUUUCAGCAUAAGGUUCUGUUAAUGCCUUAGACAUUUCAACAACUUGAAGCUCCUGAUAUAGUCCGUUUUCAUGUUCGUAUAGAACAUUCAGUACGGUCAAACUAGGCUGCAAUUUCGUUUUUUCGUUUCAAAUCAGGUUUAGCUAUAGUUAUCUUAACUUGGCCAAUAUCAGACUGCUUGGCGGUUGCCUGUUUGUGACCUCUGCCUCCUAUACGGAACUUUUUUUGCUUCUAAAAGCCAGUAAAUCGGCAUUAACGACUUUCCCACGGUAUAUACAUACAGUGCGUUACUUUACUCAUGAAAUGUGUCGAAAAUUACGAAUUAUUGCCAAUCACUCGUACACCGACACCAUUUCAUGAGUCCAAUGUCUAUGUUAAUUAAGUAAAUGUUUAAAAAAAGUAAAAACAGAAGAAAUAUUAAAGGCGGUGUUGCGUCGUUUAGAAAUGCCGAUUUUUUAAAAAACCGCAAUAUCCCCAAAACGUCAGAAAUGGCUCAAAUUUAGUGAACUUCGUUUUUAGAUUUAUAUAGUGUAUUCUCAUACCAAAAACGUAGUAAACAUGAACGUGGAAAUAAAAUAACAUCUAAUGAUAGUGUUUCAGUGAAGUUUACAUCUAAAUAUCGUUUAAUAUUUAGUGUGGUUCCAUAUAUGACGGUUUGUUAACUGCCUACAUUCUGAGUGUAGAUUCCAAAACAUUUUUCCAGGGAUUCGUGGUAUUCUUGACUCAUUUGAGUUAAAUGAGAUGGGGUUCAACAAGAGAAGCUGGAUUUUGCUUGAUCUGACCGAUGGGGACGUCGUAGGAACAAAAGUUUUCUUAAGGUGACGUGCUGUCAGGCCGAUCGGUACCUAAUGACUUUAAAUAGAACUUACAGGCGCGAUCGUAAACGUACCAUUUUGUGUUUCUAAAGAGAGCUUUUCUUCCGUCAAAUUAAUUUAAACUUUUCGUUCGUUUUCGACUACGUUAAGUUUCAGAUCGGCCUCGAAAUGUUGAUGAAUACUUCAUGAUUUUCAGUGUUUUCAUCCGAUCGUCCAUAAAGUCAGAUUCUGAAUUACCUGUCUCUUAAGAACUUUAAAAUAAGAUUAUUCCUGAAGGCAUUUACCGAAUAAGUGAGUGUUCGGGCGCUCCUUUUCACGCAGAUUGUCGUUUGGGUCACAUGUGAAGACACAUUCGAACAUCAAACUUCAUUUUCGAGAAAAACAGCUGUCCACAACAAAACUCGGCAACGAAUAUGCCUUCGAUCAAUAAGAAAACUUCCCUUUAUAAGUUACCUUGGGCCCCUUGUCCUGUCGGUUUCGAUCGGGAAUGUACAAUGGUAGAGGGACGCUCACUGAUCGUUCUUACGGAACUCACUCGUUCCGUUGUGUCAUUCCAGUCUCCCUUGUCUUUGUUGAUAAUAACAUACUGCCUAUAUCAUGCGCCGCUGUGUGGCUGCUGGUUGGCCUCGAGAGAGAGAGAGAGCCCGUAAUGCACGAAGGAACUAGUUAGCUCCGUAAGAAUGAUCGGUGAGCGCCCCUCUACCAUUGUAUAUUCCUGAUCGAAACCGACAGGAGAACGGGCCCGUGGCCCAGGUUUUCUGAUCAUAUCCUAUCAGACGUCCACAAACCUUGGGGCCCAGAAGGGUAACACACAGCCCUGCAUUUGCCUGGCGCGCGAGGUCCGGAUAUCUUCUCGCGUUCAUCAUCCCUUGAAGAAGACAACGUAGAAGAGAGGGCGAUUUCAUGGCCCGAAUUCUAUUUGGACUGACGUUCCGGAUACCUCGCUUCUAUCAUUAGAGUUUUGUGGUCGUUGCCCGCCUCAUAUUGUAACCGUGCUCGACGCACGAACUUUGACCUGCCCGUUUGCUGCCGACUAGCUUUGCCCUCCCCCCUUCCCCCGAGGAUGGCCCCUGGCGGACUCGCGUGACCGUUGUCCCCUUGUGGGCCGGUGUAGUUGUAGCCAAGUCAACGUGGUUGUCGGCCUCCCCCGCGCCAGUCCGCCGACUGAUCACUUGUUGCCGUUCGGACGAGUUGCCUUCAGCCUCGCAUGCGCGCCGGUGAGGCAAUGUUAGAUGCUGGUCAUUUGACCUCUGGCCGUCGCCCCCCUUUUUCCAGCGUGUGUUGUCUCUCGGGUUCGCCUGCUUAGCUGUCCUUUGUACCCUCCCCGAGCCUAUUAAGUAGCGUCUGGUAGGCGGGAUGCAGGUUUAUGGCCCGGUUGAUUGUGCCCGUCAAGGUCGUCGAGUCAGAAAGUAAUGUUUGACCUUGGAACCAAUUCCUUGGGAUAAACUUUCUCAUCAAAUCAAAAUCUUAACAGUCCGUCGCGGAGGAUAUUCCAGAAACUUCAUAGGAACGCUGGUUGACCAACUUAUGUGUGGUAUUUCUCGUAAUUGGGUCGUACAGCAGCACAAAGUCGACAAAGCACUGUGGCAAAUCUAUCAGUAUUUAUAUACUAGUGGACGACCUGUUGACGGAGUACUAGUAUUACGCGGUUAUUUCGCUGCAGUCGAUGGAGUUUAGCUGAUAUAUUUGGCAGGGCUCGAUAAUAUGGAUCCUCCGUGUUAAGUGUAGUCCUAUGCCAAAUUCCAGGGGAUAAGGUUGAAGCUAGGACACGGGAAUAGGUGCCUCUCUGUAAUUCAGCGAUAGGUCAUCUAUACUACGAGGGGUCCGUUUCCACCUGUCCGACCAAAUAUUCAUAUCAACUUUUGGACUGAAACUGAAGGGUCUUGUUUCUAACAAUUUACUAAGAGUUCACCCAUUAAUUUCUUCGUGUAUCUGAAGAAUUCGAUGGACCUUGUUUAAAAAAUGCAUUUUCGCCCCGACGCCUGCUAGCAUCGUCAAGUGCUGACGCCCGAAACGGUCGUUGGGUUAUUAUAGAGGUCCGCCGUCCGCCUCUCCGUCAGUGUGCGACGGGCACACAUGUACUCGUUGCGAGGUGUGCCGCGCGGAUCGAUAAUGGCCCCUGGUGUAGGAUAUACGUCGCCGUGCGAUUGUUAACACUCCCACUUUUUAGUCGCUAGGGCUGAUAGAUGCCGGCCGUCUAUGGGCCGCGAUGGUGACCGGCAUGCUUGUCCGUCACGUCUGGCUGAGGUUGUGAAGAUGAACGUAAUACUGGAGGUUGGCCAGUCGAUCGAUCGAAUUUACCUGGAGAACCGGGCUUCAGACGGUAUAAUUUAUCUACCGAGAAGCUUUGUAAUGUUCUAGCCAGAUGUGUGCCUUCCUUUCAGCAACGUGAGAGUUGGGGUCUGUGCGCCAUCUGAUGUUCGUGUAGACGGGUCUCCGCCGGUCCCUGAGCACAGUUGCAAUCACCGUCUAUACACUAUCCUGCACAUCGCGGCCGGGUUCAUCCACAGACCAGGGAGCCCGUGGGCUGCGGCAGAGUCCGGCGGUGUGGCUUCUGGUCUGUAGGCUCUCGCCCAGCCAAGGCGUACUUACGCUGUGCAGCUGUCAUUAUGCCUGGUCCAUCGUCCUCGAUGUAGCGGAUUGCGUCCUCCCCACGCAACGAACCUGGAGAGGUCGACCCGUGCUUUAUGCCAGCUUUCUUCCGGAUGAACUAUAUGGGGCCAUAUUUUGAGUAAAUCCUCUCGCCGCCUUCAAUUACCCAGUGGCUUGUCUUGAAGGGCAUUAGCACUGAACUCACGGGACAGCGGGAGUAUAUCUCUCCUCAAUUUCUUGUGGCCCACCUUCAAAUGUGUUAUGGAAAAGAAGUGAAUAUGCUAUUUAGCCAAACAAAUAGUUAUGUGAAGUAUCACAUCAACGAUUGCUUUGCCAUAGUCCCAUCACAAUUUGCAGCUAGUGCCUAGUGAUUUGACUGCUCUUCGGUUUGAUCCGCUCAGACUAACUAUUUGAUCCCAUUUAUCCACAACUGGCUGACCAUCGCAAGACUAGACGACAUCUUUCUAUCCUUAAAAGCCACAGGUAGACUAGAGAAGUGAAGUUCUCGCACUGGGGCUCGCAAAACCGAACGAGCUUGUUGAACAGUGUAUGUCAACCUGUCAUCUUCUCUCACCAAACUUGCUUCUACUUUUGUAGAAAAGUGCGGUCUCUCAACCCCCUGACACUGCCACCGCCAGCAAGCUAUAAGAAAAGGAGGAAGCCCAACCGGAUCACUUAG
This is a messenger RNA of Spirometra erinaceieuropaei, 8423 nucleotides long. The record is from the annotation of a GenBank genome assembly. Lineage: Eukaryota; Metazoa; Platyhelminthes; Cestoda; Diphyllobothriidea; Diphyllobothriidae.